Molecule: messenger RNA, 2363 nt
Organism: Neodiprion fabricii
Lineage: Eukaryota; Metazoa; Arthropoda; Insecta; Hymenoptera; Diprionidae
Gene: gwl
Product: serine/threonine-protein kinase greatwall
Exons: 4
Coding region: 188-2308 (706 amino acids)
Biological process (GO): intracellular signal transduction; peptidyl-serine phosphorylation
Cellular component (GO): nucleus
Molecular function (GO): protein serine/threonine kinase activity; ATP binding
Source: RefSeq, a predicted model, not a curated record
UCAACAAGUUGCCGAACUAUGUUGAUAAUUUGAUGUGUCUUCUAGUCAUGAUUGAACCUUGACUGUCACAGUUAGGAUGUCAGGAUUUGCUUUCUUUCCAUAGAAAUGCCACAUAUGUUACAUUACCAAGUUAACGUCAUUCAAACAGUAGCUGGACCUAUUUUACGGUGCAUUUCCGAGUAAAUAAAUGGAAAACUCGACGACAGAGAUGCCGGGUCAACCGUUCAGCGACGAAAUUGAUACCACAGAAACCUCGAGCUCCUGUACCCUCGAAGAAUCGGUGAUACGGCCUGGAGAGCUCACGCCGCAGUCAGAUGUCAAGCAAAUAGAUAAUUCAAUCUUCAAUACUAUCGGAAAAAUAGUCAAUUGCACAGCCAAGGUGCCGGAAAUACAGGAUUUUAAAAUUGUCAAGCCAAUCAGUAGAGGUGCAUUUGGAAAAGUCUUUUUAGGCUACAAAAAGACAAAUCCAGAGCAAAUGUAUGCCAUAAAAGUAAUGAAGAAAAAUGAAAUGAUAAAUAAGAACAUGGCAUCACAGGUAGUUAUUGAGAGAAACGCUUUGGCUUUGACACGCAGCCCAUACUGCGUUCAGCUGUUUUAUUCCCUGCAAUCGAUCAGCAGUGUUUAUUUGGUGAUGGAGUACAUGGUGGGUGGAGAUCUCAAGAGUUUAUUGGGGAAUUGCGGUUACAUGGAAGAAUCCAUGGCAGCAUUUUACACGGCAGAAGUCUGCCUUGCUCUGGAGUACCUUCACUCCCAUGGUAUCGUGCACAGAGAUCUGAAGCCGGACAAUAUGCUGCUGUCCCGUGAGGGACAUGUAAAACUAACGGAUUUUGGACUUAGUCGAAUACCUGCAAUGCAGAGGGACCUCGAGAUAUCUGAUCUUGUCAAUUGCACACCUAGUCUCCUUACCAGAACUCCUGGCCAGCUACUCUCGCUUACCUCUCACUUGUCGUUUGGAUCAGGCCAGAAGUCGAGCCUUGAGGCAAAUAUUUCAGAUUCGAGUCAGAGGAGUAAUCCAGCCACCAACCUUAUCCAAAUUCUUCGUAAUAACAGUUCAAAAACUAGUGGACGAUGUUGCGGUUCAUUCACAUCUUCGAUUGGGGCAUCGGGUGAUUACUGCCAAGUUUCUGGAAUCACACUAUUUCAAUCUGCAGAAGAUGUUCGGUUAGCCAACGGUAAUAAUACGGACAGCAGUACAAGCUCCAAGGGGCUAGGCGAGAGCGAGGAUAACAGCACUGGCAGCAGUUUUCACACCUGUGAAGCUUCAAGUUCGGUUGUUAAAGUGAAUAGCAGCAAGGGAGAGACUGAAGACGAUGAUUCAACGCUGGAGGCGGAUUGGCCUAAUAAGCAACUCAGUCACACAAGUCCUUUGAGCAGUAGCCAGAUCUCGUUUACCCGAGGAACAAAGCGAAAGAGGAACACUGCUACUGCAGCAACAGGAUUGACCAAGGAAAUUCAUCUUCUUGGUCUAGAGGUCAACUCGACACCCAAAAGGAAGAAUCGAGGGACGUCAUUUUCCCGUGCCGUCUCCCCACAUCCAGCAAUUACUACUGCUAAGGUAACGAAUGGCGAAGGGACGGGCAGCAGCGGAGGAGGCGUCGCAUUCAGUACUCCAGUCUCCUCCAUAAAGCAGAGACGAACUCAAGAUGACGAUCGGCAGGCAAGCGAGAGCGAUAAACCAAUUUUAAUCAAGACAACCAGGUUUGAGUUGCCACAAUCAACGUCUCGGUCUGCACCUGACAUACAGCUUGGUACAGAUGACGACCAUCCAGGUAUCUCACCUAUUAAAACCCCAGGGACAUCUGCCGGUAGUCAUACGCCAUACAGAACUCCAAAGUCGGUAAGGAGAGGUGGAAAGUUGUCGUCGCGGUCAGACGACCGUAUUCUCGGCACACCAGAUUACUUGGCACCUGAAUUACUUCUAAGGCAGGGUCACAGCUCAGCUGUCGAUUGGUGGGCACUUGGGGUUUGCCUAUACGAAUUCUGCACUGGAAUUCCACCCUUCAACGACGAGACACCGCAGGCGGUGUUUACCAAUAUUUUGGCUCGGGACGUUCCAUGGCCAACAGAGGAUGAGGCCUUAUCAGCUUCCGCAAUGGAGGCCAUCGAUGCUCUGCUAACUCUCGAUCCAUUAACCAGACCUUCAGCAGUCGAGGUUCGUUCUAUGACUCUAUUCAGUGAUUUUCCAUGGGAUAAACCACAUAGUGCGACGCCACCGUUUAUACCACAGCCAGAUGAUAAUUAUGAUACCUGUUAUUUUCAAGCUCGAAAUAUACUGCAGCACCUUACUGUUAGCAGUUGUGAUGUGUAGCCAAGAAUAUUUGGAAUGGCAACUGUGUUGCUGCGGCUCAUGCACUGCAGAAGAA